CGCUGGGUUAAGGGUUAAGGGCCUCGGCGGGGGGCCCAGGGCUCGCAAAGUGCUCGUCUCUCCACAAUCAGGGACUGUUCUCUGCUGCCUCUUCCACUGCAUUGUAGUUCUGUUCGCUUGAUCGAUAUAAAAACUGGUAGAGACCGCAAUCCCCUGCCGCAGCCCAUGCGUUUUCUCCUCUCCCGUGCGCUGGCGGGGAAAUAGAAGAGAGGUUUCAUCUUCAGGGAAAUGGGAAAGCUCUGCUCUGGCCACAAUCCCUUCCCUAUAACUGGGCCCUCAGCUGGCGUGCCCGCUCCUAUCCCGCACAGGCGCCUGGCAGCGUAGAGGACGUCCUAGCUUGGCAGGAGGCAGAUCCUAGUCACUGAGUAAUGAGGGACGAACAGGUCCUGGGGCCAAAGUCUCCUGUGCCCUUCAAGGUCCAGUGAACUCUGGGCAGCUGCUGGAGACCCGGGUAGCCUCUAAGCCCCCUUCUCAACCCUGGAGCUUCGACAAUGAGGCUGCCAUAGAGAAGGAACCUCACCGGGCAGGGAGCAGGCAGUGGUGGACAGACCGAGGCCAGGUACAGACUCCAGGAUGUCCUCAACACCCUCCAGAGGGCAUCAGCUGGACCGCGUGGCUGUGACGGGAGGCACCCACGGGAAUGAGCUCUCUGGUGUCUACCUGGUGAAACACUGGCUGCAGAACCCUUCCGAGCUGCAGAGGGGGACCUUCGCAGCCACGCCCUUCCUGGCCAACCCCAAAGCCACGAAGCGCUGCAUCCGCUACCUCAGCCAGGACCUGAACAGAAGCUUCACAAGGACCUUCCUCACCUCCAAGGAAACACAGGAUGGCCCGUAUGAGGUGAGACAGGCCCAGGAGAUCAACCAGCUCUUUGGUCCCAAAGGCUCGGCUGACGCCUUCGACUUCAUCUUUGACCUUCACAACACAGUCUCCAAUAUGGUGGCCUGCCUGAUCUUAGACUCCGAGGAGAAUGUCUUCACUAUGCACAUGUGUCACUACAUCCAGAAACACACUCAGGGCCCGUGUCCAAUCUAUCUAUACGGCCUCCCUGGACAGGAAAACUAUUCCCUCCAGUCAGUUGCCAAGAAUGGCCUGGGCCUGGAGCUGGGCCCCCAGCCGCAUGGGGUCCUUCGAGCUGAUGUCUUGUCUCAUAUGAGAGCCCUGGUGGCUUGUGGUCUGGAUUUCAUCGACCUCUUCAACCAGGGGACCUCAUUCCCUGCUUUUGACAUUGUGGCUUAUAAGAUCAUAGAGCCCAUGGAUUUUCCUCAGUCUCCCAGCGGGGAGUUGCUGGGAUUUGUCCACCCCCAGCUCCAGGACAAAGAUUUCUUUCCUCUGAAGCCAGGAGACCCCAUUUUUCAGCUCUUCAGUGGGGAAGAGAUCUUCUACGAGGGUGAUGCCACCAUCUACCCAGCCUUCAUCAAUGAGGCUGCCUACUAUGAGAAAGGAGUGGCCUUCUACAAGAUGAAGAAAUGCACAUUCUCCAUUCCACCUUUAGAGGCCCCAGAGGCAUCAGCCCCAUGAUUACUCAGGGGCCAGAUUGAGGGUGAACACCCCAUGUGGGAAAACUCACACUGACCUUGGGAGGACUGUCAACUGGCUCAGCCAUUGUGGAAAGCAACUUGGAACAAUGCCCCGAAAGUGAUUAGAAGUUAUUAAACAUACCCUUUGACCCGGCUCUACUCUGCCUAGACCCCAAAAAGAUCAGAGAAAGAGGAAAAGGAUCUAUCCAUACGAAAAUAUUUAUAGGAAAACCUGUGAAGACUUAUCCAAAC
Messenger RNA from Vombatus ursinus (common wombat), 1772 nucleotides. It is a transcript of the gene ACY3, whose product is annotated as aminoacylase 3. Gene Ontology annotation, molecular function: hydrolase activity, acting on ester bonds; aminoacylase activity. The record is from RefSeq and is a predicted model, not a curated record. The transcript is spliced from 7 exons. The coding region runs from base 574 to 1521 and encodes 315 amino acids. Lineage: Eukaryota; Metazoa; Chordata; Mammalia; Diprotodontia; Vombatidae.